Eruca vesicaria subsp. sativa (arugula) is the source of this 2387-nucleotide messenger RNA. The record is from the annotation of a GenBank genome assembly. Lineage: Eukaryota; Viridiplantae; Streptophyta; Magnoliopsida; Brassicales; Brassicaceae.
AUGCUCAAACCAGAGAAACUAGCAUCCUCCCUUUCCCGCCAAUUCCAAUCACUCAAACCACGACGGGAUCUCGUCGGAGACCUUCUCCUCCUGCUAAAAAAAUGCGUCUCCGUGAACCAACUCCGACAGAUCCAAGCCCAGAUGCUACUAAACUCCAUCAACAAACCAAAUUUCCUAAUCCCCAAAACCGUCGAGCUCGGAGACUUCACUCACGCCUCUCUCCUCUUCUCCACAACCCAACAACCAAACCACUACUCCUUCAACUUCAUGAUCCGUGGAUUAACCAACACGUGGCACGAUCAUAACGCCGCUCUCUCGUUAUACCGCCGCAUGAAGUUUUCUAAUUUAAAACCGGACAACUUCACUUACAAUUUCGUUUUCGUCGCGUGUGGGAAUCUAACGGAGAUUAGAGUCGGUAGAUCUGUUCAUUCUUCGGUGUUCAAAGUCGGGUUAGAAAGAGACGAUCAUGUGAAUCAUUCGUUGAUCGGUAUGUACGCGAAGUGUGGGUUUGUUGAGUGUGCACGGAAGGUGUUCGACGAAAUUACUGAGAAGGAUUUGGUGUCGUGGAACUCGAUGAUUGCUGGGUGUUGUCUUGCGGGUAAAGGGGGAGAGGCUGUGGGUUUGUUUAGGAGGAUGGUGGAGGAAGGUGUUGAGAUGGAUGAGAGGACGUUGGUGAGUGUGUUGGGUGCUUGUGCAUGUUUGGGUGAUUUGGAAACUGGUGGGUUGGUGGAGGAGAUAGCGAGGAGGAAGAAGAUUGGUUUAAGUGUGUUUCUUGGGCCUAAGUUGAUUAGUAUGUAUGGCAAAUGUGGAGAUUUGGAUGCGGCGAGAAGGGUUUUUAAUCAGAUGGUUAAGAAGGAGCGUGUUGCUUGGAAUGCUAUGAUUACUGUGUACUCGCAGAAUGGGAGGUCAAUGGAAGCUAUUAAGCUGUUUCGUGAGAUGGAAGAUUCAAGAGUUUCUCCGGAUGCUGUUACAUUGUCUACGGUGCUGUCUGCUUGUGGUUCAGUUGGAGCUCUUGAGUUAGGGAAAAGGAUUGAGUCAUAUGCGAUAGAAACAGGUUUGCAGCAUAACAUCUAUGUGGCUACAGGAUUAGUCGAUAUGUACGGGAAGUGUGGAAGCAUAGCGGAAGCUCUUAGAGUGUUUGAAUCCAUGCCGGUGAAAAACGAAGCCACUUGGAACGCUAUGAUCUCUACCUACGCGCAUCAUGGACACGCUCAAGAAGCUCUUUUACUGUUUGAUCAAAUGUCAGUUCCUCCAAGUGAUGUUACAUUCGUGGGAGUGCUCUCUGCUUGUGUGCACGCGGGUUUGGUCGAUGAGGGGCGUAGGUAUUUCAAUGAAAUGAGUUCUUCGUUCGGGUUGGUCCCGAAGAUCGAGCAUUACACAAACGUGAUCGAUCUCCUGUCUCGUGCGGGGAUGUUAAACGAGGCGUGGGAGUUCAUGGAGAAGUUUCCUGGGAAGCCAGAUGAGAUCAUGUUGGGAGCGAUUCUUGGAGCAUGUCAUAAGAGGAAAGAUGUUGUGGUUGGAGGGAAGGCGAUGAAGAUGUUGAUGGGGAUGGAGGAGGUGAGGAACGCUGGGAAUUAUGUUGUGUCUUCGAAGGUGUAUGCUGAGAUGAAGAUGUGGGAUAAAUGUGCGGAGAUGAGGGUGGCUAUGAGAGAAAGAGGCGUUGUUAAGACACCAGGAUGUAGCUGGAUUGAGAUGGAGGGUGAGAUGAUGGAGUUUAAUGCCGGAAGCGAUGUUUUACAGUGUGGCAGGGAAGAUGUUGGGUCGUUGUUGGGUUUGUUGGUAGAGGAGAUGACGAAGGAAAGGUUUGAUUUUCCCGUGGGAGUUUGUUUUCAUACCCACAAAGGAUGACGAGAGGCUGCUCCAUAAUGUCCUCGCUGGAGCUGCUAUUCCAUUCUGUUUAUAUUUAACCGCUCUCAUUCGUCUCCAGAUCCCACACUAGCCAUGUAAGUCCUUGUACUACUCCUAGUCCAUUGCAGCGAUGAUGAUAUUUAGAAUGCUCCUUAGGAAGAGAUACACACUAGAACCAACUUUUCAUUUACAGGAGGGACUAUAAACAUGUUGAAAACAUGAAUCUCAAAGAGGUUUCUAUCUCAAACUUGUUAAAUAGUUACAACACGCGACUCAUAUCGAGAAUAGAGAUUUGUUAUCGGGAAUCAGUUAUUUCUGAAGCUUGCCGAAUGAAGAACCUUUGGUCCAAUUAGAACCAGAGAAGUUUCAGAAGUGUUGAAAGUGAAGCAUCAUAGGACUUCAACCCGCUUCUUUCUUUUCUGCUGUAGUUUUGCCAUGAGUUUUUCAUUAUAUAGUUUCAUUUGCCUUUUUGUUCGGCUGUACUGCUACAAUUUGUCACAAAAUACAGAACAUAUAUACAUCCUCUGCAAUUGCGUGAA